CGCGUAGUGGCCGCCGCUGAUUACCGGGACGCUGCCGGAGUCGCGGGGAAUGAGCGAGAGAAUCUGCCGGCGCCCCUUCCACCCGCUCUGAGAAUCAGCCGACCACGUUAGCCCAUUUUGGCAAUCUAUUCAAAAUGCCAGCUGCAGAAGAAGACCACAGUCAGAUAAUCCGUGAGGUAUGGGCAAAUAACCUGGAAGAAGAGAUGAGACGUAUUCGUCUAAUUAUUCAGAAAUACAACUAUAUAGCUAUGGACACAGAGUUUCCUGGUGUUGUGGUAAGACCCAUUGGAGAAUUUCGUAGCACUGUAGAUUACCAGUAUCAACUCCUACGAUGUAACGUGGACUUGCUUAAAAUCAUCCAGCUAGGCUUGACAUUCAUGAAUGAGAAAAACCAAUAUCCUCCUGGGACCUCCACCUGGCAGUUCAACUUUAAAUUCAACCUCACGGAGGAUAUGUACUCUCAAGACUCGAUAGAUUUGCUGAGAACUUCUGGGCUCCAAUUCAAAAAACAUGAAGAAGAAGGCAUUGAAACCUCUUACUUUGCAGAGCUGCUUAUGACAUCUGGGGUUGUGCUUUGCGAUAAUGUUAAGUGGCUUUCGUUUCACAGUGGUUAUGACUUUGGCUACUUGAUUAAACUUCUAACCCACUCCCGACUACCUGAAGAGGAGCAAGAAUUCUUUGACAUCCUCCAUUUGUUCUUUCCAGCAAUCUAUGAUGUGAAGUAUCUGAUGAAGAGCUGCAAAAACCUGAAGGGUGGUCUCCAAGAAGUUGCUGAACAGCUUGAGCUGGAGCGAAUUGGACGACAGCACCAGGCAGGCUCAGACUCCCUUCUGACGGGCAUGGCUUUCUUCAGAAUGAGGGAGUUAUUUUUUGAAGACAACAUUGAUGAUACAAAGUACUGUGGACAUUUAUAUGGUCUUGGAUCAGGUUUAACUAACAACCAUAAUGGGACAGCUGGCACAUCUGAAGAAGAAACCAACAGCAAACAGCACUGACCUCGGCUGGGAUAUUUUAUCAACUCUUGACAUUUUUAACAGACAUUUUACUACAGAAUGAGUAUUCUCUUUGCACAAAUUUUUGACAUAUUUGGCAGAAUAAGCAAACAUGGCUGCACAUACAAUAUGUAUAUAUUGUGUGCCAUUUAACAUUUGUAAAUGCUGUCCUGCUGUCUUUUAUUUAGACCCAUUGAAAGCAUAGGAAGGAAGCCAGGCUCAAGGAUAAUCUGCCAAGAUUUAGUGAUGCUCUUUCAAAUUGAAUGCAACAGUGCUUAUUUUCUCAUUCUUCUCUUGCCAACCCAAUUUUCUUUGUGACUGCGUUCAUCUUUGUAGUGUGCGAGUCUUUUGCAUACUCUUACCAUGGGCUUUGGCAUACACGGGUAACUGAGAAUUAUUUGCAUAUCUGUGCCUAAACACAUUCAUUUUCUGAGUGGUAUGGGUGUAAAAUGGUUUCAACGCUAGAGUUUUUAAAAAAUCUGGUUAUUGUUUAUCUUGCAAUACAGUGUUCACAAAAUAUUUCAAUGGCAUCUAGGGUGAAAUUAUCCUUGUAUUUAAAAGGAAAUUCCACAUCAGUAGCAAUGUAGAAAUCUUAAAUUGUAAUUGUUCUAUUCAAUUGGCUUAAACAGUCAAACGCAGGUAAAUCAGUUGAGAAUUGAACUUGUUUUAUGGUGGUGCUGUGCUGUUAUUAAUCUUCAGAAUGAAUUAGUUCAUUGAAAGUGAGUUGUUGAUAUUUAUACUUUUAUCCGAUGUGUUUAUAGUUCCAAAUCCUUCUCAAAGGGGAAAAAACAUCAAUACAUUUUAAACAAAUUUAGAUCUUCAUUUCAUCAUCAAAUACAAGUAACAUUCCAAAUAGUAUAUUCGUACAGCAUUUGAGCCCUAAAUCUGAACGGAUAGGGUGACCCCAAUCAUUCAUUGUGACUUCAAUGGGAUGGCAAAACUUAUAAUAUUUUUGUUGUAUUAGAGUUAAUUAUUCCAUCAAUAAUACCACAAGAGCUUUAAAUUGAUCCAUUCAUACAUUAAAUAUCACAGCUUGUCAUGAGUACAACCUUCAUGCUGUUUAUUUUUCACUUUGGCAGUAAAACUACUUGUACAUUUUCAUGUUUAGAGAGAGAUCUCUGUUGAUGAAGUAUUUUUAAUUAUACAUACGUAAUUUUAGCUCAAAAAAAUGAAUCUUGAUAUAAAAUAUUAUUGUAGGACUCAGUGAUUGGUAUCUCAUGAGAUUGGAAUCGAUUGGUUUUGUGCACUUCCUUCCACAGAAAUCUUUUUUUUUUAAAGAAUUAACUGAUGUGUAAUUAUUUUAAGUCUUUGAGGCAAGCUAUCCACCUUUAAAAUUCCUGAACCAAUGUAUUUUAAACAAGUUUGUAAAUUAAAGUUUUGUUCUGACAAGAACUUGAUGUGUAAA
This is a messenger RNA of Amblyraja radiata (thorny skate), 2397 nucleotides long. It is a transcript of the gene cnot8, whose product is annotated as CCR4-NOT transcription complex, subunit 8. Gene Ontology annotation, molecular function: nucleic acid binding; poly(A)-specific ribonuclease activity. Gene Ontology annotation, cellular component: CCR4-NOT complex. Bases 135 to 995 code for a protein of 286 amino acids. The record is from RefSeq and is a predicted model, not a curated record. The transcript has 7 exons. NCBI's taxonomy places the organism in Eukaryota, Metazoa, Chordata, Chondrichthyes, Rajiformes, Rajidae.